UCGUCAAAUUGUCAGUUGGACAGUCUACGAUUCCAGAUUUACAGACAACGGAGAAAGAGUAGAGUCGGCGUUGACGCGAGAAAGAGAGGCUAGAGAAAUUGUAUCGGUAGUCGGAGAAUUUGGGGACGAUUUUACUUCUAUUGAGUGGUCAGUGAUGUCCAUUUACCGAAGGAGGCAGCAGGGAAGACCUUCGUGGACCGAAAUUGAAAUUGAUAGCAAAGAUGAUGACGUCGAUGCUGAUAAAACCUCUUCUUCGCUUGCAACCAAAGCCAUAAGAGCGUCUUCUGCUGCUCACAGAGACUCUUCCCUCUCCUCUGCCUACGCUCUGGACACCUCCUCCCCUCCUGCUGCCUCUGCCGCCGCCAAUUAUUCUCAUUCCCGUGUUAAGGAUUCAAACACUAUCUCGAAGCUUAAUGACUAUACCUCACUGAAAUCCUUAAAUGAUCCCAAGCACGGAUUUUGGGGUUCUUUGGCUAGAAAAGCAAAAGCCUUCCUGGAGGAUGAUUAUUCACCACAGCAAUCUCAUUCGUCCGACAGAACAAGACGUCGAACGCUGGAUUCAGCUACAGCAUCCAAGCAACAUAAUCCAAAUCACUCACAUGAAGGCCAGCCAAAAGUAGACUCUCCUACAUUGCAGAAAGGACUGGGUGCAAUAACCUCUUCCCUAAAUUAUAUUGGCACUGCUGUUGAGGAGGGUCUUAGCAAAGUAGAAAAUCGAACUGCCGAAAUCAUUCAAGAUACUCGUAAACACUUGAGGAAAAAGUCUAGCGACUUUGCAGCACAGAAUCAGGGUCAGGCAAUGAAUUGUAGCGGUAUAAGACUACAACCACAGAUGGAAACCAAUCAGGAACUGCAAUUGAAGGCAUCUCGCGAUGUUGCGAUGGCAAUGGCUGCCAAAGCAAAGCUUCUUCUUCGAGAGUUGAAAACUGUCAAGGCAGAUUUAGCUUUUGCUAAAGAGCGAUGUGCUCAGCUGGAGGAAGAAAAUAGAUUUCUUCGUGAGAACCGUCAACAAGGGGACAGCCCAGAAGAUGAUGAUUUGGUGCGGCUACAGCUUGAAACCCUGUUGGCGGAAAAGGCUCGAUUGGCACAUGAGAACUCUAUCUAUGCUCGCGAGAAUCGGUUCCUAAGGGAGGUUGUCGAAUACCACCAGCUAACCAUGCAGGACGUUGUGUACUUAGAUGAGGGCACCGAGGAAGUUACUGAAGUUUAUCCCAUCAAGGUGGUAUCCAAUACGCCUUCCAUCCCCUCUACACUGCUGUCCUCAUCCUCUUCACUGCCUUCUAACGGUUCCCUACACACAAAUCUGCAAAAGACUCGGGACAUAUUGCCAUAUGCCUCUACAUCAUCAGACUUUGCCGAAGGCUCCCAAAGUGCUGCCCCACCCAGUUCAUGAGCCCGUGCUACACCGUUCCGAACACAGCGGGGGAUCCAAAUCCAUGUAUUUGAAAGGCAUUGCCGUAGGGCAUAUAUGAUUUUUUUUUACGAAGGUUUCAGAUUGUUACAAUGUUUAUUCUUGUUGGCUGAUUCGGUAAAUUAUUGGAUCUUCCGUUGUGUAUGUUUA
Molecule: messenger RNA, 1561 nt
Organism: Tripterygium wilfordii
Lineage: Eukaryota; Viridiplantae; Streptophyta; Magnoliopsida; Celastrales; Celastraceae
Exons: 6
Coding region: 155-1393 (412 amino acids)
Source: RefSeq, a predicted model, not a curated record